AUGUGUAGAGCACCUGAAAAUGUACAUGGUUCUGGAGUGGCAUGUGGUUCGGGUUGGCGAGUCCUGAAUGCAAGGAGAAAAUUUAUGGCUCCUUCACAACUGGAUUCCUUUCUUGAUUCCAGGACUGGCUCUCCUGGUCAACGACAAGACGAUGUCCAAAUCGGUUAUCAAAGGGACUCUGGUCGUCCCCUAGCACUCCUCUAUGGCCUUUUGGCCCUGUUGUAUGAACAACAACACUGCCAACCGAAGGUCUCGGAGUGCACAAAGCAUCGGCCAGACGGCUGCAAGUCGCACAUUUGGCAGGAGCACUAUCGCAAAAACGAACAACAGCACCACUGCUGCAAAAGGAACAGUCCGGGCGUUGUCGCAAAAAAGAACAACGUUGUGGCAAAAACGAGCAACACUGUCGCAAAAAAUCGUGACCUUCUGGACAUGUUGUAA
Messenger RNA from Ostreobium quekettii, 441 nucleotides. Lineage: Eukaryota; Viridiplantae; Chlorophyta; Ulvophyceae; Bryopsidales; Ostreobiaceae. The record is from the annotation of a GenBank genome assembly.